UGGGAGUUCAGUUGAAUUUUGUAAACAAACAAAACAUGGACGGGAAGAAAAUCUCCUUCGGAUUUAGUAAAAUUGUGAAGAAACCACAGCUCGGCAAUGUGCAGAAGAAGGAGGAACAGAAAGUGGAGCUGAUAGAGUGUCUGGAGGGCCAAGAGAUCAAAGUGACUGGGCGGAAGAGCCCCAUUGUGAGUGCCCCUCUGGUGAUUCCGCUGAAGAAUGGCGCCACUCCGAUUGAGAGACUGGUGGAGAAGAAGAGGCCAGCUGAGAGGAGAGAAGAAGUGACAGAGAGCGUGAAAGAGGAGACCCUGGAGCAGAGAGCCGCCCGGGAAAUCAUUGAGGGUCUCCGGGAGGCUCAGGAAGCGUCUGAGGAGAAGGUCUUCUCCGUCCCCUUGAAGCCGGAGGAUUUGCCUCUGGAUGGGGCGCAUGAAUCCACGAUGGAUGACUACGACAAUGUGCCUAUUGAGCAGUUCGGCCUGGCGAUGCUGCGCGGAAUGGGUUGGAAGGAUGAGGAGCACAAGAAGAAGGAGAAGAUAGACGACGUGAUCGUCUGCCGGCCCAAGGGACUGGGCCUAGGAGCGGAUAAGGUAGUGAAGCCAACGAAAGUGCAGAAUACGUCGUCCGCUCAGGAGGAGUUGAAGAUCAAAAAGGGUGGAUUUGUGAAGAUUCUGGGCGGGAAGUUCGUCGACAUGUACGGACAAAUUGAGGGAAUGGAUGAAGAGACUGGUAGGAUAGACGUGAAACUCGCUCUUGGCGGCAGAGAAUCCAUCAGCGAGUACCUCAUUGAGCCUGUGCCUGAGAAGGAAUUCCUGCAAAACCGGAAAGUGAUCAACGUGACAAAGUAUGAAGAGUACAAAAGAAGGCAAGAUGAGCCUGAGAAGCAUGAGAAGCACAAGAGCGACUCCAGGCGGGAGGAUGAGCGCCGGCAUUUAUCCAAAUCGUCCAAAUACAAGAGCAGAAGUCAUCGAAGGGAUUCCUCGAGUUCCGACGACAGGAGCAGAAGACAUUCGAGUAGCCGGCAUGACCGAGAUCGUGAUUCCAGGAAAUCCUCACACAAGAAGAGUCGCCAUCGUGACAGACACUGAUGAACGGUUUAAUGCAUAAAGUUCGAACUGAAGAAAUCCAUGAUGUUUCCUCGCAUUCUCGUCUCGUAUUGAUGUUUGUUCGCCUCUACAAGGACGUGUUCAGGCUCCUCA
This is a messenger RNA of Phlebotomus argentipes, 1193 nucleotides long. Its product is annotated as G-patch domain and KOW motifs-containing protein. The transcript is spliced from 3 exons. Gene Ontology annotation, biological process: mRNA splicing, via spliceosome. The record is from RefSeq and is a predicted model, not a curated record. The coding region runs from base 36 to 1082 and encodes 348 amino acids. Gene Ontology annotation, cellular component: spliceosomal complex. Lineage: Eukaryota; Metazoa; Arthropoda; Insecta; Diptera; Psychodidae.